Aplysia californica (California sea hare) is the source of this 1361-nucleotide messenger RNA. Its product is annotated as transcription initiation factor TFIID subunit 12. Gene Ontology annotation, molecular function: protein heterodimerization activity; TBP-class protein binding; DNA binding. Lineage: Eukaryota; Metazoa; Mollusca; Gastropoda; Aplysiida; Aplysiidae. Gene Ontology annotation, biological process: DNA-templated transcription initiation; RNA polymerase II preinitiation complex assembly. The record is from RefSeq and is a predicted model, not a curated record. Bases 319 to 942 code for a protein of 207 amino acids. Gene Ontology annotation, cellular component: transcription factor TFIID complex; SLIK (SAGA-like) complex; SAGA complex. The transcript has 6 exons.
AAAUAGCCCAGGCAAAGAUCUAGUUGUGAAAAUUUGUCUUUUAAAAAAGACUUUUUAUCUGAGAACUCCUGUUACCAAAAUGGAAAAUGAAGGCUUAUAAAUUAAUUUAGGGUUAGCAUAGGCCUGUGUAAAACAGGUGAACACUGACAUUGUAUACGCAGCUAUGCCUACUUAGCCUACUGUAGCUUCACAUGGAAAUCUAUCAUGGCUGAAUGUUUUGAUACUGCGUACAACUGAGAAGUGAGAAGCCCUUCCCUACACUAGAGAACCUGCUAAGAGAACCUCGCCUGUGUAUCAGCCGAGUAAGCCAAUCACAACAUGAACUCGACGCCCAAUGGCUUGCCCGGCACUCCGAGCCCCAGUCCAUCCCUGGUCAGCUCUCACACAACCACAGUCUUGAACAAUGGACCUUCCAGCUCGCCCAUCGCUGUCACCAGCAGCUCCAGCUCGAUCGUGGCUCGGCCCACCCAGCCAGAACAGAUUAUUGUACCGGUGGGAAAUAUGAUUAACAGCAACAAGGUCUCGGAAAAUUCAAGCACAUCUCGUCAGACUCCCUCCUCAGCAUCCUCUCAGGCUUCGGCGAGCGCAACCCUGGGGUCAUCAGCUACCGACUCGAGAGGAGUGUUGGACAGGACGCGGCUGCGGGAGCUGGUGAAGGAAGUUGACCAGUUGGAGCAGAUGGACGAUGAUGUUGAAGAUGUUUUGCUGCAGGUGGCUGAUGAUUUCAUUGAGAAUGUUGUUUCAUCUUCGUGCCAGCUGGCCAAGCACCGACGGUCAAAUACGCUGGAGGCUAAGGAUGUCCAGCUCUACUUAGAGCGUUGCUGGAACAUGCAAAUACCUGGAUUUGGUUCUGAGGAAAUCCGGCCUUACAAGAAGUCUGUGACCACAGAGGCUCACAAACAGAGAAUGGCUCUUAUACGGAAAUCCCUGAAAAAAUAUUGAAAGCAUCCAUUGGAACUAUCACCUCUUCUGCUUCUGAAGUUGGUGUGUGUGGUUUGAGGUUGCACAUUUUGUAAAUAUCAUCACGAUUUCAUUACCAUUUUCACCAUUAACAUUAUUAAUGAUGCCCUUAUUUCGUAGAAUGAGACCUUCAUCAUCUGAAUGCAAGGGAGAAAGAAGGUGUGAGACUGGAAUAGUUUAAUUUGGAUGUUUGAGACUAUAAAUUGGGUUUUGAAUAAGAGAGCACAUGUGUAAAUUAAAUAUGAAUGAGAAACGAAGAUUAGUAUCUGAGAAGCCUGCGGUUUGAUUCAUGUGUUUUAGAAUUUUUUAAUGUGUGAACUGGCUUCUGAAAUAAUGGAUUGGAUAUGCUUCAUUAAUGUUAUUGUAAGGAAGGGUGCAAAUAAACAAUUUUCAUUUCUCUA